UAAUGCUGCUCAUAACAAGGAACAGCCUGCUGUGCCAGCUACUCUCACUUCCUCACUCGAUUCAUGAGAUUGAGGAGACAAGAGGAAAUGUGAUAACGUCUCGUGUCACAUGGAAAGAGAUAUCAUUUCAACUCUUUUGAUCUGAGAGGAACAUUUUAUUUGAGCAAAGGAAGCCACAAUAUUCAGCGAAUACGACAGCUGUGAUUAAUCAGCUCUUCUUUGUGAGACACAGAAUUACCAAACCUACAUGAUCAUUCAGAAGAGUAUUUCUUCUUUGUUACUCUUGUUGAUGGACUAUUUGUUUGUUUUAUUGGAUUCUAAGGGUGACCUUCUGCAGUUUUAUUCACCAAGUGGACUUUCCAUUGAGAAAUUGAAAUUCCUUGUUGGUUGAGACGAAGAUUUAAAAAUGGGUCCUGGAGUGAAUAAGGAGAAAAUGAAGCCAAGAGGAGGAUCAAAAUGUUAUAUAUUAAGUGUUACUUUACUCUUGUGGAAUAUCAACAGAUUAGUUAUUCCAGUCGAAGGAUUUUCACUUAGGUCUUGCCGAAUCAGUUACAACAAUGCCAUAUGUACCAAGAGUAAACUCACAGCUGUUCCUCAAGAUAUUCCCCCAACCGUGCAAGGUUUAGACUUGUCUGCAAACCAACUUAUAAAAAUACAAUCAUCAGAUUUCAAACACUUAUCACUUUUGACACAGUUAGAUCUAAACCGAAACAGAAUUUCAAAAAUAGAUACAGGAGCCUUUGCCAAUCUGAUUUCCCUCAAGAAGUUAAAUCUAAACAAUAACAAACUUGAUAAACUUGUGGAUACUUUUGAUGGUUUGCGCAACCUCAUGGAGCUAAGAAUUAACAAUAAUCACAUCAACAGUGUGGGAUCUGCUACUUUCACGUCACUGAGAAGCUUGAGGUUUUUGGACAUCUCUUGCAAUAAACUGCGCAGCAUAACAAAAUUUAAUUAUACAUUACAGUACCUGCCAAAUCUACGAGUUCUGUCAAUCAAAAGAAACGACUUAACCGUUUUUAAUUCGUGGCAGCUGACAAACCGCUCACUACCGCUCACAUCCCUUGAUUUGUCUCAAAAUUCCAUUGCAGCCUUUAGGAUCACUGCAGAUGUAUUUCCAAAUCUCACCUGGUUUAACAUGGGCGCCUCUUUUAAAAAGCACAAGAUGAUAUGGGACGUGCGUAACGAGACUUUUCUUAGUCAAGUGUCUACUCUUGAUAUAAGUGGGCUUCACUUGCCUGAUGACAUUAAAGCAUUUCUAGGGAGCUUCAGUUCUCUGACUUCACUGAGGAUGAAUGGAAUGAAACGUAACAGACUACCAGCACUGAUCAACAUUUCCUGCACCAUCCCGUCAGUGACCACACUCCAACUCCGAAGUAACAAUCUCACUUUUGUCGAUUCAGAUAUGUUUCAGUUGUGCAUUAAUGUAACAGAAUUAGAUUUAACAAGUACUUACAUAACAAAUAUCCAAGAUGAGGCCUUCAGAUCUAUUCGAGGUUUAAGGAUCUUGAGUCUGAGUCGUAACAGAAUUGCAUCCGUUCCAGCUGCCACAAGGAAUAUACCAACUCUCUCAGAGCUGGAUCUCAGCACUAACCUCAUCGCCUCACUCGGAUGUCACGAUUUCGCCAAUCUGACAAAGCUCAGACAGCUCAACCUGUAUAAUAAUAAAAUCUCAGCUCUACAAGAGUGUCUUUUCAAGGAUUUAAUAGGAUUGCAAGUUUUAAAGCUACAGAACAACCAAAUCUCCAUACUAAACGGUGCUUUUAAAAAAUACUUGCCAAAUCUUCGAAGACUGCAUUUGAAUGAAAAUAAACUCACUGCCAUUGAAUAUGGAGACUUUCAGGGUCUGAAGUCACUCCAGAACUUGUCAUUGCAUCAAAAUCAAAUACAAUCCAUUAAAAAGGGGUCUUUUAUUGGAUUGACAAGUCUUACAGAUAUUCAGCUGCAAAAUAAUGAGAUUAAACAAGAGGAAAUAAAAACAUGCUUUAAUGUUCUGACAAAUUUAAGAAGAUUGGAAUUGAGGGACAAUCACAUUAAGUACAAAGACAGUUCAGCUUUGCCUAAUCCACCAUUUUCUCAGCUGUCCCUUCUGGAGACAUUAGCUAUUCCUGCACAACACUACAGGGGGAGGUCCCAGCUGCCUCGUAACUUCCUGCAAGGUUUGACAAAUCUAUUGGUUUUUAAUAUCAGGAACAUUCAACUUUUGUACCUGCACAAAGAUAUGUUUAAUUACACGCCUCGACUGCAGACACUUGACAUUAGCUCAAAUGAACUAAAGGAUCUCUCUCCGGAUUUGUUUUCCCCAAUUGGAAGCCUAAAAAGCCUCUACAUAUCUAGAACAAAUCUUCAGUCUCUAGAUUUCUUUAUAGAAGCCAACCUUACUAAUCUCGAGUUCCUUCAGGCAAGAAAGAAUAUGUAUUCAGUAAUCAGUGAGGAAGUAAUAAAGUCCCUACCAGCUCUUAUUUAUAUGGAUUUUCAAGGCAAUAGUUUCACUUGUGACUGUGAUAACGCCUGGUUCCUCCAGUGGACGCAAAACAAUACCAAUACGCAAGUUUUUGACGCCUACAACUUUGGGUGCAACUAUCCUCCAGACUAUAAAGAUACAAAACUGUUGGACCUCAAUAUCAACUCCUGCUCAGUUAGCAUAGACUUCAUCUACUUUGUCUCCAUCACAUCCAUAAUCCUCCUGUUCAUGGUGGCGUCCUUCACCUGCCAUUUCCUGAGGUGGCAACUGGUCUACGCCUACUACUACUUCUUGGCUUUGCUCUUUGACACAAAACAUAGAAACAAGCAAGCUCCUUAUCAGUAUGAUGCCUUUAUCUCCUACAACAACCAUGAUGAGCCAUGGGUAAUCAGAGAGCUGUUGCCAAAACUGGAAGGAGAGCAGGGCUGGAGAUUGUGUCUGCACCAUCGAGACUUUGAGCCAGGUAGACCGAUCAUAGACAACAUUACGAAUGGCAUCUAUGGAAGCAGGAAGACCAUCUGUGUGAUCAGUCGCAGAUACCUCGAGAGUGAGUGGUGCUCCAGAGAGAUCCAGGCAGCCAGCUUCCGUCUGUUUGAUGAGAAGAAGGACGUGCUGAUCCUGGUGUUUCUGGAGGAGAUUCCCACCUUUCAGCUGUCUCCUUUCUACCGCAUGAGGAAGAUGCUGAAGAGGCGGACCUACCUGAGCUGGCCGCGGGCCGGGGAGCACACCGAGCUGUUCUGGAAGAAACUCUGCCAGGCUCUGAAGAGCGGAGAAGAUCAUGGUGAGGACAGGUUCCGCCUCACUGUCGUGGACAGACCGUGACAGAAAGGAAAUACAAUCCUGUCUGUGUGAGGUUCACAGCCAAGAGCAGUUUACUGGUUAGGAAUUUGUUUUAUUACUAAAUUGCCAAAGGUACAUCUGAAGGAGGUUCCUGCUAUUAUAUGCAAACUGAAAUGGAAAAUCAGGAGCCACAACCGUCUAUGCCACCAAACUGGAAGCCCAAGUUAUGACUUAUUCAUUUUUCCAUUCCAAGACUGAGUAUGCGAGCUCCUGUGCCUUUAACGUCUCUGUUGAGCCAGUGAACAUAAUGGCAGAUAAAUAGGUGGCAGAGAAUUAAAUAUACACUGCAAUGUAUAUAAUAUCAUCACCUCAUCAAAAAUACUUUAGCUCAAUAAAUUAAAACAUAUAGAAAAUCUGAGCAGGUUCAGAGAAGAGCUUCUGAACUAAUUCCAGGUCUGAAAAAGAUUUCACAUGGAGAGGUUAAUAAUAUUACCGACUCAAGUAUACAGGAGAUAUAGAGGAGGCAUGACUGAGGUAUAUAUGCUUGUUCACAUAAUAUAUGAUAUCACAGCCAAGCUUCCACUUUUGGAGUUCCAACAUCUUCACACUCUUAAUAAAUUCUGGUCAACAAAGAUGUUUUGCAUAAUUAUAAUGCUUAUUUGUGAUCAUUUGUGACAUUACUGUGAUUUUAAGUAAGUUGUGUUAUUUUUAUGGUUUGUUUUGAGAUGUAGGGUCUGAUAUGCAGAAUGUAUAUCCUGUGCCAAAAAACAAAUAUCACAUCUCCACUCUACUUGCCUGUUGGGUUUGAUAAAAGUCACAGAUCCCUUUCAGAUAAUUUUUUUCAAACAGUCAGCUGUGCAGUGAUACAAUCUGUGAACCUGCCGCAGUUUCAUUUCACUCUAAUAGACAGGGUGCAGGAAGGUUUUCCAUUACAUAAUAUUAAAAUUAUUAGUUUCAUUACCUUUGAAGUCUGUGCAGCUUCAGGCACAAAAACAACUUCUUCAGGUUUCCAAACAUAAUAAAUGAGUAAGAACAAAGUAGUAGGUAACAAUAGAAUAAAGUCUCAGGUUUGAAUAUUUAAAAGGAGAAAAGUGUAUGUUAAGGGGUUUAAGGGCUAAUGUAUCAUUGAUUAAUUUGACAUGCAUUUCUGAAUCUGCUGUUUAAAUUAUUAUUAUUAUUAUUUUAUUUUUAUUGCAACUUUAUUGUUCAUUAUUAGCCAGACAACAAUCUCUCUUUCAAAUCUGUCCUCUUGUCUUAGUAUUGUUACUAUUUUACUGCGUCUGCAUAUUUCAAAGUGCUCAUGUUGAUUUCUUGCAGUCUAAUUGACUUUUACUGACUGAUUUAUCAGUUUACAGUAGUAAUUUGCCCAUGUAUAUUUUAAAAAUUUUAAGACAAAAACGUUCUCCUUCUUUUCAUAUGAUUUGUUCUAUAUAAAUAAAAUGAAAUGCUCAAGUCUCAA
This is a messenger RNA of Micropterus salmoides (largemouth bass), 4700 nucleotides long. Its product is annotated as toll-like receptor 13. Gene Ontology annotation, biological process: toll-like receptor signaling pathway; inflammatory response; immune response. Gene Ontology annotation, molecular function: transmembrane signaling receptor activity; protein binding. Lineage: Eukaryota; Metazoa; Chordata; Actinopteri; Centrarchiformes; Centrarchidae. The record is from RefSeq and is a predicted model, not a curated record. Gene Ontology annotation, cellular component: membrane.